Mesorhabditis spiculigera is the source of this 570-nucleotide messenger RNA. The record is from the annotation of a GenBank genome assembly. Lineage: Eukaryota; Metazoa; Nematoda; Chromadorea; Rhabditida; Rhabditidae.
AUGAGCUGUAAGGGCGAUGAGAAGACGCGACUACAUGAAGCCGAUUCACUCAAGAAAUUGGCAUUUUUCGGCAUUGCUAUUAGCACUGUCGCCACAUUGACAGCAAUUGUAGCCGUGCCACUACUCUACAACUAUAUGCAACAUAUCCAGACAAACCUGAACGACGAGGUCGAUUAUUGCCGGCAUCGAGCGGAUGGACUAUGGGAGGAAUAUCAUAAGUAUGAGCUUCUGAAAGGCGCCGCCGUGACGCGCACAAAACGACACACCAGCUGGGCCCAGCGACGAGGAUACAGGGCCUACGCCGCCGAAACGUAUCAACAGGGCCCGUCAUCAGCUGGACCGGCCCAGCCCGCUGGCGGCGGCGGAGGCGGUUGCUGCUCUUGCGGAGUUGGAGCCGCCGGGCCCCCUGGACCUCCUGGGGCUGAUGGAAAGCCUGGGGAGGAUGGGCAGGCCGGAAAGAACGGUGAUAACGGUGCAGAUGCGGACGCCAGCUCGACGCCGACCGCCGACGAUUUCUGCUUUGACUGUCCGCCUGGACCCGCUGGACCUGCAGGUCAGCAACAAGUUUGC